Molecule: messenger RNA, 612 nt
Organism: Brachypodium distachyon (stiff brome)
Lineage: Eukaryota; Viridiplantae; Streptophyta; Magnoliopsida; Poales; Poaceae
Product: indole-2-monooxygenase
Exons: 1
Coding region: 1-612 (203 amino acids)
Molecular function (GO): heme binding; monooxygenase activity; oxidoreductase activity, acting on paired donors, with incorporation or reduction of molecular oxygen
Source: RefSeq, a predicted model, not a curated record
AUGGCGGAGAUGGUGCGAAAGCCACGUCUAUUGGCCAAGCUCCACGCCGAGGUGAGGAGCAAGACGCCCAAGGGCCAGCAGGCGGUGAAGAAGGACGACCUGAGCGGCAUGGCCUACCUGAAGGCCGUCGUGAAGGAGACGCUCCGGCUGCAUCCGCCGGUGCCGCUCCUCCUGCCUCGCAUCUCCAUGUCCAGCUGCGAUGAUGUCAAUGGCUACGCUGUCCCGGCUAGGACACACGUCGUCGUCAACGCGUGGGCGCUGGGGAGAGACGCACGGUCGUGGGGGAAGAAUGCGGAGGAGUUCUCGCCGGAGAGGUUCAUGGCUGAUGACGGUGGUGCGGCGGCGGGCGACUUCAAGAGGAGGGAUUUCCAGUUCCUGCCGUUUGGAGCCAGGCGGAGGAUUUGCCCCGGAAUGAACUUCGGGGUGGCCUCCGUGGAGAUGAUGCUCGCCAACCUCGUCUACUGCUUCGACUGGGAGCUCCCCGAUGGGAUGCGGGAGGAGGACAUCGACCUGACCGAGGUGUUCGGGCUGAGCAGGCAUCGGAAGGAGAAGCUCCUUCUGGUCCCCACGACUCCACGAGAUCAUGCAUCAACACUGCAUGCCCGUGCGUGA